Molecule: messenger RNA, 4405 nt
Organism: Mus pahari (shrew mouse)
Lineage: Eukaryota; Metazoa; Chordata; Mammalia; Rodentia; Muridae
Gene: Lrrc9
Product: leucine rich repeat containing 9
Exons: 31
Coding region: 155-4405 (1416 amino acids)
Molecular function (GO): protein binding
Source: RefSeq, a predicted model, not a curated record
AGUACACAGCAGGCCCGGGGCUGGAAAGGUGUGGUGUCAAAUGCAGGAAGGGAUUGGGAGGUCGGAGUGCACUCUGACCUGUCUAGGACAGCCCCGGAAUCCAUCCUCUCUCUGGAAUAAGAUAUAUUAGUGUGACCAUUGUUUUUAAUGGAAGAUGAUUGAAAGUGAAAACUUAAAUCAAGGUGAAAUCAUUAAAGAACUGUGUUUGUGCAAUGGCUUAUCUCAUGAGAUGGUUGGACAGGAAGGGUCAGAUGCUUCAAAGCUGGAGAUGUUUUUCUCAGGGUAUCCCCGAAUAGUUGGAUUAUCAUUGUUUCAUAAUUUAUCAAGUCUUACAAUUGUUGCUCAAGAUAUAAAGGAAAUUUCAGGGUUGGAGACUUGUUUACGACUUAAAGAACUUUGGAUUGCUGAAUGCUGCAUAGAGAAAAUUGAAGGCCUUCAAGGAUGUAGAAAUUUGGAAAAAUUAUAUUUAUAUUACAAUAAAAUUUCCAAAAUAGAAAAUUUAGAGAAGUUAAUAAAAUUGGAAGUUCUGUGGCUGAACCACAAUAUGAUAAAAAAUAUUGAGGGCUUGCAGACUUUGAAGAAUCUGAAAGACCUCAACCUUGCAGGAAACCUAAUCAGCAGCAUUGGUCGAUGUCUUGAUCCCAAUGAACAACUGGAAAAACUAAACCUUUCUGGAAAUCAAAUUACUUCCUUCAAGGACCUGACUAACUUGACCAAGCUCACUCACUUAAAGGACUUGUCUCUGAACGAUCCUCAGUAUAAGUCCAACCCAGUGUGUCAGCUGUGUAACUACUCCACCCACGUGCUCUACCACUUGCCGUCUCUCCAACGACUUGACACGUUUGACGUAUCAGCAAAGCAAAUCAAGGAGCUGGCAGAUUCCACAGCAAUGAAAAAAAUAAUGUAUUAUAACAUGCGAAUAAAAACUGUUCAGAGACAUCUGAAUGAAGAACUCGAAAAACUAAAUGACAGAAAAUGCAAGUUACAGAAGCUACCUGAAGAACGGAUAAAAUUAUUCAACUUUGCAAAGAAAACGUUAGAACGGGAACUGGCUGAACUCAAGAUCUCUGGCAAAGGGCAGGGUGAUACAGGGCCGGAGGCCGAGAAACCCCGGAAUAGUGAGGUUGCCACACAGGAAUCAAUUCUGCAGCAGAAGAUACUGACCAAGCUGAACGCUCUGGACGACAGAGUCACAUUCUGGAACAAGAAACUACAUGAGAUUGAAGCGAUUUAUCGGACUGAAGUAAAACAGAAGAAGAGGAGUCACGGCUUACUGACCCCGUUUCUGCUAACUGAACUGGAGACCGUGGGCAACAUCCAUUUUGAAGAAGGCACCCAGGCUGACGACUGGUUUAACUCCUGCUAUGAACUAAUCCUGUCACGUUUCUGCACCUGGGACUUCAGAGCAUACGGCAUCACAGGGGUGAAAGUGAAGCGGGUCAUUAAAGUCAACAACCGUAUUCUGAGGCUGAGGUUUGAAGAGAAAUUCCAAAAGUGCUUGGAUCUUGAAGACAUACAAGAUUCAGACUACCGAAAGAUGCUGGAGUGCCUUUUCUAUGUCUUUGAUCCUGAAGUGACAGUAAAGAAAAAGCAUCUGCUACAAAUACUUGAAAGGGGAUUCAAAGACUGCGACACAAGCAAGCCCUCUCUCAAAAAGGAAGCCGUCACUCUUGUGAACAGCCUCAGUAUGUGUGAGUGUCCCCGAAUAGAGUUCCUCCAGCAGAAGUACAAGGAGGAGAAGAAAGGCCCAUCAGAGAGUGAGCUCUACAGACACGGCACCAUCCUCAUUGCGAAGGUUUUUCUUGGCCAGAGUAUUCAGGCUCGUGACCAGGAGCCCAUCAAUAAAGCCAACUAUCCCAUGGUUAACUCGGUGUUUGUUCCUCAGAGACACGUGCUAAGACAAAGAACUUGCGAUUGUGGCUAUCGGCAGUACAAAUGGUUUGUCUUCGACCAUGACCUCGUUUUGCCAGAAUACAUCGUUGAAUUUGAGUAUACUACUGUGGUCAAAGUUCACUCUUUAUUUUCUACAUUAAACAACGUUAUUCUAGAAGAAGGCAAAAAGUAUUCUGAAGGAUUAGUAUUCUCACAGGAUUUGAAAUUUGAUGAUGAAGUUCUGAAGAUGGAGCCCAGGAUUAAGCCCCGCCCAAAACUCAUUAGUUUGGAUGAGAAGACGAUAAUUUCCCUUGCUAAGACUAAUAUUUACAGCCAUAUUGUGAAUCUGAAUCUACACGGGAAUAGCUUGAGUAAACUGAGAGAUCUUUCCAAGUUAACUGGGCUUCGAAAGCUGAACAUUAGCUUCAACGAGUUCACUUGCUUAGAUGAUGUGUACCACUUGUACAACCUUGAGUAUUUGGAUGCCAGCCAUAACCAUGUGAUAACCCUGGAGGGAUUCAGAGGCCUGAUGAAACUGAAGCAUUUAGACUUGAGCUGGAACCAGCUGAAGAAGACUGGGGAAGAGAUCAAUGUGCUGUGCAAACACACCACCAGCCUUCUCACCCUUGACAUUCAGCACAACCCCUGGCAGAAGCCAGCCACAUUGAGGCUGAGUGUUAUUGGCAGACUAAAGACUCUUACACACUUAGACGGCCUCGUCAUCUCAGAAGAAGAAACCAGAGCAGCUCAGAAGUUCAUUAGUGGAACAAAGAUUACUCAGUUAACUCUCUUACAGCAUUCCAGUUCUAAAGAGGAAAGACCUCGGAUGCUCAGUACAUGGCCUUCUGCCAAAAUCCUGACCCAGAUUUCCAAGCUGGGACCCCACUUUCAUCUGACCGGGAACUGGUACUCGAAGAUAACUGCCUUAAAUUUAGAUGGACAACAUCUCUUUGAAAUCACAAAUCUAGAAAAAUUGGAGAAUUUGAAAUGGGCAUCGUUCAGCAAUAAUAACCUCUCCAAAAUGGAAGGCUUUGAGUCCUGUGUCAACCUGGAGGAGCUCACCUUAGAUGGCAACUGCAUCUCAAAGAUAGAAGGCAUCACCAGGCUGACUAAGUUAAGCCGCCUCAGCAUGAACAACAACCUUCUAACGGGCCUGGAAAAGCACACGUUUGAUAACCUGCUUCACCUCCACUCCCUCUCUCUGGAGAACAACAGGAUCACAUCCCUGAGCGCUUUACAAAAGACCUUUACUCUGAUCGAGUUGUACAUAAGCAACAACUACAUAGCUGUGAACCAGGAGAUCUACAACUUAAAGGAGACAUCAGAGACUGAGAAUGCAAAAGAUUUGUUUGGUGGACGGCUCACCUCUGACAUGAUUGCCGAACGACAAGGACACUCAAACUUUGUCCAAAUGCAAGAGCUAAACUGGACUUCAUCAUCCAUCAGAACUGUGGAUCUGAUUCCUGUUGACCACUUCAGGAAUGUGAGCAACGUGAAUCUCCAGAACAACAAUCUCACCUCAUUCAGCGGCCUCAUCUACCUGCCCAACGUGAAGGUCUUAUGCCUCAACUACAAUCACAUUGAAUCAAUCAUGCCUAGACUAAAGCCUCAGACCCACUUAAGCAGCAGACAGCUGCUCUACCAGAAAGUGCCCUCAAGUGGUUAUGGACAGCAAGGAACCUCAAAACUAAAUAGAGAUUCAGUAAGCAAUGAGAACUUGCCUCCAAUAAUGCAAAGUUUAGAGGUUCUGCAUUUGGGAUACAAUGGAAUUUGUAACUUAAUCCAGCUACAACUUAACAGACUAAGAAACUUAAAGUUCCUCUUUCUACAGGGAAAUGAGAUCAGUCAGGUGGAAGGGCUGGACAACCUGAUCGUCCUCCAGGAGCUGGUCGUCGACCAUAACCGCAUCCGGGCCUUUAAUGACACCGCCUUUGCCAAGCCAAGUUCCCUGCUGACGCUUCACCUAGAGGAGAACAGGCUGCGGGAGCUGAGCAAGCUGCAGUCUUUGGUCAGACUGGAGAGACUCUUCCUGGGCUAUAACAGAAUCCAGGAUAUCACAGAACUGGAAAAACUUGAUGUUAUUCCUUCUCUCAGAGAGCUUACUGUCUAUGGCAAUCCAAUUUGUAGGAAAAUGGUUCAUCGACAUGUGCUCAUAUUCCGCCUGCCUAAUUUACAGAUGUUGGAUGGAAUUCCUAUAAAUUCUGAUGAUAGGGCAAAAGCUGAGUUUCAUUUCUCUGAACUACAAGCAAAAAAAAGUUCGAUAAUCCAGAAUAAUGUCCCCACUUCAAAGUCCUUACUUCCAUCACACCUGCAAACUCCUUUGCCAUGUAAGUUCGUUCCUGUUACCAGCUCUCCUGCGGAUGGUGGGUCAUUCUGCCACGUUAAAGCCUCUCCCAUUAAAAUAACAAAUGUUCUUCUGCCUGCUGGAUUUAGCCGUUUCUUGGGACCUGACUUCACCUUAACUCCUGAAGUUGAAGGUAUUUUUACAAAGAGUUUCAGAGAGAAUGAAAAAACGAACAAGCAGCAGCAAUAA